AUGGACUUUGCACCAUACCAAGACGGAUCCCCAGAGCUAGAGCGCGCAUUAUCCCCGCCGCCUGGCAAAAGAGGCUCUAUUGAGUCACCACGAGUACGAUCCCCUCCACCUCAGAAUAGACCAUCCCAGCCCAUUACGCGAGCAAUUUCGGAUGUACAACCACUACCGCCACCAAGCUCGUUUUCCAACGAUGCAUUCUUGGGUGGAUCGUUGUCUCGAGAAGAGCGAGGUCAGAGUCUAGAAGCCUUCCAGUCGAGCCUACCUAUGCGUCUGGACCACGAAGCCAUGCUUUCAUAUCUCUUGCUACCUCCCGCUGGCGGCGUACUGCUGCUCAUACUGGAACACAAGAGUGACUACGUGCGAUUCCACGCAUGGCAGUCUAGCAUGCUAUUCUCGGCCAUCUUCAUUUUGCACUUGAUCCUGUCAUGGUCGAAAUUUCUCUCCUGGCUUCUCUUUGCCAUCGACCUGGUCUUGAUCGGCUUCUUGACAAUGCAUGCUUACCGGGAUGUGGAAAACCUUGAGCAUUUCGAAGUUCCCUUUUUCGGCCGUCUGGCCAACUCGUUCGUUGAUAACGAAUGA
Exophiala aquamarina CBS 119918 is the source of this 579-nucleotide messenger RNA. RefSeq lists its product as uncharacterized. Bases 1 to 579 code for a protein of 192 amino acids. Lineage: Eukaryota; Fungi; Ascomycota; Eurotiomycetes; Chaetothyriales; Herpotrichiellaceae. The record is from RefSeq and is a predicted model, not a curated record. The transcript has 2 exons.